AUGUACAGCGGUAUAUGCAUCUGUGUGUUCCUUGCUGUGCUCUCAGCGAGCUCUUUCGGACAGCAAACUGUGGGCUCGCACAAUGGGAAACCACUGGCUGCUGAGCUCGAGCAGAGCUUGACAGAACAUCAGCGGCACAUCCGCGCCCCUUCGUCUGCUGGCCCGCUGAAACCUGUGCCGCGGCUGGAUGGAAGCAUCGACCAGAGAGCUAACAUCGGCGCUUUGUUGGCAAAGUAUCUCCAGCAAGCCAGAAAAGGUCCCACUGGAAGGCUCUCAGUUAUGGGAAACAGGGUACAGAGCAUUGAUCCUACGCACAGGAUAAAUGACAGAGACUACAUGGGCUGGAUGGAUUUUGGACGCCGCAGUGCUGAAGAAUAUGAAUACUCCUCCUAA
Gavia stellata (red-throated loon) is the source of this 393-nucleotide messenger RNA. It is a transcript of the gene CCK, whose product is annotated as cholecystokinin. Gene Ontology annotation, biological process: digestion. The record is from RefSeq and is a predicted model, not a curated record. Gene Ontology annotation, molecular function: neuropeptide hormone activity. The transcript has 2 exons. Gene Ontology annotation, cellular component: axon; extracellular region. NCBI's taxonomy places the organism in Eukaryota, Metazoa, Chordata, Aves, Gaviiformes, Gaviidae. Bases 1 to 393 code for a protein of 130 amino acids.